AUUCAUCAACUUGCUUAUGUGGGAGUAGACUCGGAUAUCACAUUCGUCCCACACCAAUUUGCCCCUCACAGAAUAAGACAGGUGGCAAUAUGCUGGCGUCACAGAAACACUCUGCUCAAUGGGAUUCCGCGGCGGUUCUAAUUGCCACGAAGAAUAAUCUCACUGACAGCACAUAAAAGCAAGGCAUUUGUUUCCCGUUUUUCUCCUUAGAUUGCUUUCAUUCCAUAGACACCACAUCCUCACAAACAAUGCGUUUCCCAGUUGCCCUCGCUGCUGUUGCUACUUUGACAGCAUCAAUAUGUGCCGAGCUCAUCAACGCCGAUGCCGAUGCUGACGCCCACGUUGGAGGGGAUGUUGGUGUGGACGAUGGAAAACGACCAUUCGUUCUCUUCUUUUGCCUCAGCUGGUUCCAAAAGAAGAAGAAGCCAUCCUCAGAAUAUGACGAAGCGCUCGUGCGAGCCGUUUUCAAUGAGUUUUUCAACCUUGAAGAAGCUGCCGAACCCAAACCACCUUCGGGCGAGCCGAUGAAAGAGAAUGCCAACAGUCUCGAAGAAACUGUCAAUUCGGUCUCGGGCGAGCAGUUGGAAGAGUCUGUCAACGCUUUUGACGAUUCGACACCGUACGCUUUGUUUGAAUUUUGUAUCAACAAUCUUGGUGAAACCUACAAUUCGUCAAGUUCGGGCGAGUCGUUGAAUGAUGUGUGA
Molecule: messenger RNA, 704 nt
Organism: Suillus bovinus
Lineage: Eukaryota; Fungi; Basidiomycota; Agaricomycetes; Boletales; Suillaceae
Exons: 4
Coding region: 249-704 (151 amino acids)
Source: RefSeq, a predicted model, not a curated record